CAUGGCGGCCCCCAGGGGCCCUCAGCGGGGCCCGCUCCGCGCCCGGCACUGCCGCCGGCGGGACACGGCCCUGCGGGGGCUGCCGCCGGCCCUCGGCAGUCAUGAGGGCCGUACGGCGUGUCCCUGUGCAGAUACACGUGUGCGGGCAGAAUUGGUCAGCAGAAGACUUGAUUUUAAUGAAAUAUCCAGCAUGUGUUGAGAAACACGUCAGAAAAUCCAGCCAAAAGCUAAUGUCAUCUGAGUCACCCACCGACAGUGCAGAGGUGCCAAUGGAAAAUACCCCACUCCCUGAAGCUCCUGAUGUGGAAGGAAAGGCAAAGUCAAUUGACAAUCCAGUAGAGAGACUGGAGGCAGGCCCAGGCAAGGAAGAAUGCCUUGAGUCCAUGUCCAAGAGGCAAAGGAAGAAGCUGUUGAAGCAGAAGCAGUGGGAAGAACAGAAAGAUCUACGGAGGCAGAAACGAAAAGAAAAACGCCAGAAGAGAAAACUAGAACGUCAGUCAAAAUUGGAUUCCAGUAGUGAGGGGAAUGCCAGAAAGUGCAUGCGCAGGGAAGUUGUUCCUAGCACACUUCGCCUCAUCGUGGACUGCAGCUUUGAUGACCUGAUGGUGUUAAAGGAUGUUAAGAAGCUUCACAAGCAGAUUCAGAGAUGUUACGCAGAAAACCGCAAGGCAUUUCAUCCUGUGCAGUUUUACUUGACCAGCCAUGGGGGACAGUUGAAGACCAACAUGAAUGAAAAUGACAAAGGAUGGGUGAAUUGGAAGGAUAUCCAAAUUAGAACAGAGCACUAUAGUGAGCUAAUAAAGAAAGAAGACCUAGUAUAUCUUACCUCAGAUUCCCCAGAUGUUCUCAGAGAUCUUGAUGAGAAGAAAGCCUAUGUGAUUGGAGGACUGGUGGAUCACAAUCACCACAAGGGAAUUACUUACAGAAAAGCUGUAGAGCAGGGAAUUGGUCAUGCACAGCUCCCACUUGGAAACUUUGUCAAAAUGAACAGUCGGAAAGUGUUAGCUGUCAAUCAUGUGUUUGAGAUCAUCCUUGCAUACCUGGAGAAGAGAGACUGGAAGGAGGCCUUUUUCAGUGUCCUGCCACAGAGGAAAGGGGCUGUUCCUUUGGGAGACGCCAAUGAUUCAUCCAAACAUGCUCUGUCUGGAAAGGAAGAUGAAGACAAUGACUCGGACAGCAACUAGGCUUCAGAAUUGGAUGAUGGGAAGGACAAGAAAUGCAGUUCAUGGAAUAAAACUGGGACAUGAAGUAGUUUUACUUCACAGACCACCUGCUGCCCUUGUAAUGCUGAAUUGUCUCGGUGCUUGGUAGUCCCAGAGCUGUUUCUGUGCAUGAAGGGUUAAGUUAAAUGCAGGUUUUUACCCUAGAACUUCAAUAUAAUAGCUUUUUAAAAAGAGGGGGGGAAAAGAAGAGAUUAAUGCAGCAUUUAUUUUUUCCCAGGGAAGCUGUUUAAUUUAAUUUUUUUGAUGUUAUUUUUUAUACAUAUCAAGUUGGGUGUAAAUGCCAAGAACAUUAGCAGUUAAUAUUUUAAUGUAUGCAGUCUUGUCUCCAUUUCUGUUUAAAAGUUUUCUUCAGAGCAAUGAAUGACAAGUGCUCCUUUGGUACCAAAACCUGUACCACUAGUGCCUGCUGCAAAGUGUGCAUGAACACUCAAAACAAAAAUUCUGAUUUUCCUGAGCAUCUCAACAGACAAUCACGAGCAACUGAACUGCCUGAUUUAUAUAUUGUGUUUAGUUAGCUGGGAUCAGUAGGUGAAGUAUGAAUGUGGGGUUAAGCCAGUGCUUUAUACUUGAGCUUGAGAGGGAUAGGUGUUAGCACAGGUGCAAAUCACGUGCCUUGGUGGGCACAUGGUGCACAUUGAGGUGACUCAAUCUCUUUUGAUUAUUUCUCUGUAUUCUCAGCAAAAUUUGUCACACAGCCUCAGAACAACACCAGGAGAGAGGAACUCUUCCUUACAGGUCACUCAGAUUCAGUAUUACUGUGUAAUCACAGGAUCCUGUAUGUAUUGUAUUGUCUAUCAAAUAUUUUUCCUUUUUAAAAAAAGUAAUAAUCUUAGUCUUGGCUGGAUAUUCUGAUUCUGAUUCAUCAACUGACUUCAGUGCUAUGGCAGAGUAGUGAAGUGGACAUCUUGGAAGUAAGGCUUUGCUUCAGCCCUGAGAGCCUGCCUAUUCCUUUUUCUCCAGGGAGUAGCCAGGUAUCUGCAGUGCCUGAAUAAGUGCAGCUCUCACACAGGUUUCUCAUGCCUGAAGAGCUUGAGGUCAUGGCAUCCUAAGUGUGCCUCUCUGCUGAGCUGCAGUCAGAGGGCUGAUUCAGGUAUGAUUUGCCUUGUGCCCAUUUUUCUUGUUCCCUUCGUUGUUACUGCUUUCAAGUGGAGACUGCAAGUGGGUCCCUACGGUCUGUAAAGGCUUGGCACCCAACUGGUUAUCACUGACACACUUGGUGCACCUCCCUCUACACUUUCCAAAAGGCCAAGAGAAAAGUUCCUUCUGUUAAAAGGAUGGAGUGUGGUUUGUUGCUGAAGUUCCACGGGGCUUUUCUUAGGCUUUACAAAACUGUGAUUGCUUUGUUGCAAAAACUAGAUCAGCCUUUUCAUAAAAGCAUUGCGGGUUUUAUUUCUGUAACAGAAAAGGCAGCGUAAGUGUACCCAGCAUGUAUUACACUCAUUCUCUAACUGAAAUGUGUAAAAUUUCAAGGAAUUACACCUUUACAGCUGAGAGAACCUCAUGUUACUGCAUGUAGCACCUAUUAAAUCUGAUCUAAGACUC
Molecule: messenger RNA, 2765 nt
Organism: Passer domesticus (house sparrow)
Lineage: Eukaryota; Metazoa; Chordata; Aves; Passeriformes; Passeridae
Gene: TRMT10A
Product: tRNA methyltransferase 10A
Exons: 8
Coding region: 102-1184 (360 amino acids)
Biological process (GO): tRNA N1-guanine methylation
Cellular component (GO): nucleus; cytosol; nucleoplasm
Molecular function (GO): tRNA binding; methyltransferase activity
Source: RefSeq, a predicted model, not a curated record